GAAGCUCGGGCCGCCGCUGAGCCCUGCCACUUCUAACUGCUUUUCCACUGUCCCAGCGAUCGCUGUUUGUCCUGAUAUCCGAGUGUAACACCUGAAACCCGCUCCGUCGCCCUGGAGACCUGUCGGCCACUCUCAGGUUUGACUCGAUUCAGCGCGAGCCGCGGCCGCAUUUGGAUGAGCGGACUGAAUGUGGAUUUAACUGCUGCUCCGCUCCGCAGGCCGCACCGCCAUUGCUGCUGUUUUUAUAAGCUGAAUUCGUGAAAAUACCAAGGGUCCUCACAGCUUCAACAUGAAGAAGAAAGGACGAAAUCACCGCCCAUCAAUGCUUAAAAGGGAGUCUUCUCCCAUAAAGCCGUCGCCCAACCGGGAGACACUAACGUACGCACAGGCACAGCGAAUGGUGGAGCUGGAAGUGGACGGCCGAGUGCACCGGCUCAGCAUCUACGACAAGCUGGACGUCAUCACUGAUGAUGACCCCACAGCUCAGGAGAUCAUGGAGUGUAACAGCAACAAAGAGAACAACGAGAAGCCCCAGCAGGUCCUGGUGCGCUCUGUGCGCCUCAAAAAUAACCAGCAGAAGAAGAAUGCUGCUCUCACAGCCUCACUUGGCAGUAGUGCCAGUGGCCUGUUAGAGCCGAAGGUUAGAACGGUUGAAUACAAUUUGCCAGUGGUGCCAAAGAGGCCGGCAGCCUAUUACAAAUACACUGAGAGGACAGCAGAAGAGCUAGAUGAGGAGGUGGAAUAUGACAUGGAUGAGGAAGACUAUGCCUGGCUGGAGCUCAUUAAUGAGAAAAGGAAAAGUGAGGGCGUCAGCCAGGUGUCGCACAACCUUUUUGAGUUUCUCAUGGACCGCUUUGAAAAGGAGUCAUACUUAGCUACGCAGGGUCAGAAUGACCUGCAGUCACUGGUGGAUGAGGAUGCCGUCUGCUGCAUCUGCAUGGAUGGAGAUGGAGCAGACAGUAACGUCAUUCUCUUCUGCGACUCCUGCAACAUUGCCGUACACCAGGAGUGCUACGGUGUGCCGUACAUUCCUGAGGGCCAGUGGCUGUGCCGCCACUGCCUGCAGUGUCCAUCGCGACCAGCCGAGUGCGUCUUCUGCCCCAACCGAGGAGGAGCCCUGAAGAAGACAGACGACGAUCGCUGGGGUCAUGUAGCAUGUGCUCUGUGGGUGCCUGAAGUUGGCUUCUCGGACACUGUUUUCAUUGAGCCCAUUGAUGGUGUCCGCAACAUCCCACCAGCCCGCUGGAAGCUUACUUGCUACCUGUGUAAGGAGAAGGGUGCUGGAGCAUGCAUCCAAUGUGACAAGAUCAACUGUUACACUGCCUUCCAUGUCAGCUGUGCCCAGAAGGCUGGCCUCUACAUGAGGAUGGAACCUGUGAAAGAGGAAACUGCGUCCGGCACCACCACAUUUUCUGUGAAAAAGACCGCCUAUUGCUGCAGCCAUACGCCUGAAGGCUGUGACCGUCGGCCACUCAAUAUCUAUGAGGAGCCACACCCCAAAAAUGGAGCCUGUCACAAGAGAGCUGACAAGAGAGGGAAGGCCAGGGCCAAGGGCUGGCAGAAAAAAAAGAGUAAGAGAACGGACCCUGAAGCUGAACCAGAACCAGAGAUCCCAGCCAACUCUGGGCCUAGUAUCACUGCUUCAAGUUUUGACAUCAUCCUGAACCAGGUGGCGGUUCAGAGGAAGCGGUUGUUUGUCGAGCGGGUGCUGAGCUACUGGGUCCUGAAGAGACAGUCGAGGAACAAUGUGCCACUGAUUCGCCGACUACAGGCCAACCCUCAGCCACCCAAAGCCAAGCAGACGGACCGCAAUGAGACAAACCAGGCACUGAAGGAGCAGCUGAAGGAGUGGCACCGCCUUCGCCAUGACCUGGAGCGAGCUCGCCUGCUGCUGGAGCUCAUCAGGAAGAGGGAGAAACUGAAAAGGGAGGAGAUGAAGCUACAGCAGUCGGUGCUGGAGGUGCAGCUGACACCCUUCAACAUCCUGUUACGAGCCGUGCUAGGUCAGCUGCAGGAGAAGGACCAGUACAGCAUCUUUGCUCAGCCUGUCAGCAUCAAAGAGGUCCCUGACUAUCUGGAUCACAUUAAGAACCCCAUGGACUUCUCUACCAUGAGGAAACGCAUAGAUGCUCACAGCUACAGGAACCUGGAGGAGUUCGAGGCCGACUUCAACCUCAUAAUUACCAACUGCAUGACGUACAAUGCCAAGGACACGUUUUUCUACAAGGCAGCUCAGCGGAUGCAGGACCAUGGAGGAGUCAUCAUCCGCAGGGCCCGCAGAGAGACAGAAAGGAUCGGCUUUGACUUCCCUGGCGGGUUGCAUCUGCCCGAAGCCCCUAAACUGGAGGUGCCGCCCCCCUUCUCUUGGGAAGACGUGGACCGCCUGCUGAGCCCCACAUACCGUCAGCGGACCCCUCUGGAGGAUCAGCUGAAGGAACUCCUGGAGAAGCUGGACCUGAGCACAGCCAUGAAGAACAGCCCAUCCCGCAGCAAGAGGCUCAAACUACUCAAGAAGACUAUCAUGGAAGUCCGCAGUGAGAUAAGCCUGAAGAAGGCCCUACGAUCGCCCUCGCUCAUUGCCCCGGAUCCUGGCCCAACCCCCGCCAAGUCAGAGGAGAAACCACUACCUGAACCUCCCGCAGACCCCUGCACGACACUGGAGGGCAAGUCUUUACCUCCACCAACGUUAGAGCUCUUAACCUCAUCAUCCCAGCUCAACAUCUCACCCAGCGAUUCAGAACCGCCCUCUCUUAAGCCCGUCAAACCCCUUUCGGACCAGAAUCCCAUGGAACUCGACGAUGACACCAACACAUCUACCUCAGUGCCCCUGGAUACCCCCAACGGGCACAUCCCAGAACCACAGCUCCUCAACGGUGACAUCCACAUGGAAGCCUCUAGCACCUGCAACCGACGGAGUAAUGUCCUCUUCCGCAAGUCAAAGAGUGCCAGCCCGCAGAAACCACGCAAGACCCAAGAGACAUCCGCUGUUUCGACACCGCACCUGGGCGCCAAAACCUUCCUGUCAGUGGUGAUCCCACGACUGGAGACACUCCUCCUUCCAAAAAAAAGAACCCGGAGCAGCAGCGCUGAUGGUGAGGAGGACGAGGAGUCGCCAAUCAAACGUCUCGGCACAGGAAUAGCAAAUGGUUUUGUGGUGGAGGACGAGGGGGUGGUCUCAUCAUCUCCCCGUCUGCUGGAGCCUCGUCGCCGCUGUGCCUCUGAAUCGAGCAUCUCCUCCGCCGGCAGCAUCCUCUGCAGCACAAGCACUGUCAUCGUGUCUAAAAGCGGUAAAGGGCGACCAGCGGCGACUCGACGGAGCACUGUAGACGACAAAAGCACCCUGAUGACCUGCAUUGAGAAUGGAGAAUUCACCAACGCUGCCAAGAUCUCUUCAGAGGUGUGGAAGCCCACCGCUGCUUCUUCAUUUGUUCUGGAGCCUCUUAAACUAGUUUGGGCUAAAUGUAGUGGAUACCCUUCCUUCCCUGCCCUGAUCAUGGAUCCCAGAACUCGGAGGACGGUGUCUCGGCACAACGGAGUGGAGCUUCCACCACCGCCGCUGGACGUUCUCAGAGCCGGAGAGCGGAUGCAGUUCAGGUCCGCAGAGAAACUCUUCCUCGUCCACUUCUUCGACAGCAGGCGCAGCUGGCAAUGGCUUCCUAGAUCCAAGAUGGCUCCGUUCGGGAUCAACAAGACACUCGAUAGAUUGAAGCUGAUGGAGGCUCGCAGCUCUUCCAUCCGAAAAACUGUGCAGCUCGCCUUUGACCGAGCUAUGAACCACCUGGACCGUGUUAGCAGAGAGUUGGAGCCGAGCACCGGCCUCGCUGCCGCAGACUGAAGCCACCUACCCCCUCACCUCUCACCCCCUCACCCCUUCCUCCCUCCUUCUCACCUUCUUUAUUCCCAAACCUCAAGAAUCUCCCAUCAUCCAUCUCCCCUUUGUCCUUACAGCUUUUCCCUCCGUUUGAACACAGUCUUUGCAAAGGCACUCUGUUUCUGCCUCGUACGCACAACACACACACAUACACACACACAUACAUAUACACUUGUCAUGUUUACCAUUUCCUGCGAACUGGAACCAGUUUGUUUCUACACCUCCUCAUGCAUCAGUCUCACCUGUCUAAAAUACUGUAGCUUGUGAUGGUCAUCUUGUUUUGUCAAAGAGCUAUGCAAUGAAAACGACUCGGUUAGCGGGUGCAAAAAGUUGAAAGAAAGGAAAAAAAAUCAACUCUUGGCUGUGAGGACUGUAAAAUCGCAGGUCUGAACCUGUUGAAUGUGUCAGAGUUUGACCUCUGACCUCCUUAAAUGUGCUGCAAGACUGCUGCAACAAUCUCACUGCCAUGAAAUGUCCAUCAGUGUGUGUGUGACGGCAGCAGCUCCUGUAAAUAUCCUGUACAAGGCCUGACACUAAUUUAUUCACUCCCUCGGUCUGUUUUGGUACACGGCGUUCUGAUAUUUAUACAGUCAAAGGUGAUGAUCUACGUUGUCGCCAGCACUGACGGUGUUGGUGUUUCUGCUGGUGCUAUCUCCACAGAGAGAAAAAACAAACAUGCAUACUGUAUUGAACAUUUUUUAUUUCAGCUUCUUUUUUUACGGUUUUUGUAAGUUAUUGAGUUCUCACGCUUCAAGUUCUCCUGUCUUUGGCAUUAAUUUUUUUGUGUAUGUGCAUCUUUUUUUUCUUUUUUUUUUUUUACCUGAAUGUUUUUACUGGACUACUUUUUUUGUUUGUACAUAUUUAUAUAAAAUCUAUAUAGAAGCUCUCAAAGUUUAAAAUGCCUGAAGUGCAACAUUCACACCGAAACCAAAAAAAUCUGCUGCCCACAGGUUUCCCACUAGUGUACGUGUUUUGUUUGUGUUUUUUUUUUUUUUUUUUUUUAACAGUUGUGUUUUUCAGGUUUUUGGCCUUUCUGUUUGUGUGCUGUGAUGAGUUCAAGUCUUCUGUAAAAUGUCACAGAAUCAUCUUCUCCUCCUGAACUCAACUACAGUCAGCUGUAGGAGAGAAGAGAAUGUGCCUGUAUUAAUUUAUUGUAAAGCAGAAAAUGUAUAUGCAUUACUUUAUAGAGAGAGUAUUGUAAGAAAAUCUGGGCACACUAGGAGCCACAUGUAGAGGCCCCUCCUCUUCUUCUGUUGUUUUGUGAGUCUUUUUUUUUUGGAUUGAUAGCAUUAAAUCUGAGAGGUGAGGUGAUUGUGUUUGUUGUUUUAUUUUGGCAGGGUAGUAAUGGUUAGACUUUGUUUUUUUUGGCCCCUCUGGAUGUGGAUGUUGUGUGUAAAUAAAUUUGGUACUUUAGCUGAUUCUCUGGGAAAAACCACAGUUAUAGCCAACGGGAGUGGAAACCAGCCAAUACCAGGCCGGUGGGAUUUUUAUACUAAAACACUGAAAAAUUAAAACUAUGUUAUUGAAUCACUGACGAAA
Messenger RNA from Amphiprion ocellaris (clown anemonefish), 5410 nucleotides. Its product is annotated as bromodomain-containing protein 1-like. Gene Ontology annotation, cellular component: MOZ/MORF histone acetyltransferase complex. Gene Ontology annotation, molecular function: protein binding. Gene Ontology annotation, biological process: regulation of transcription by RNA polymerase II. The record is from RefSeq and is a predicted model, not a curated record. The transcript has 12 exons. Bases 290 to 3835 code for a protein of 1181 amino acids. Lineage: Eukaryota; Metazoa; Chordata; Actinopteri; Pomacentridae.